AUGUCCGUGGAACCAGCUAUACUCGAACAACUGUUCGGUCAGUUGAUUGUCCAAGGCGUCGAAACCGGGCAUCUUGGCGCUAUUUAUAAAACACUCGACGGUCAAUCGCUUUUGACGACGCAGCAUGUACACGACACGAUCAAAUCCUGGAUGACGAAUCACGGGAGGACGACAGCUUCGGACAUUGCACGCGAGUUGAAUGUUGAUCAGUCUGGCAUCCUCGACGUGUGGUCUGUGCUAGCGCCGCAGGAAAACUGGGUAAUGGCAGACGACGUGCUUAUGACGCGUGCAUACGUUGAUACUAUUCCAGAUGAGCUGCGUUUACAAAUAGAUCAAACAGGUGGCUACUUAUCCAUAAUCACGUUGGCUCAACAUCUACGCCUACCUUAUGGAUUCUUAUCUAAGCAACUGGAUUCGAACAUUUCAGACAAAGAUUAUGUGAAGCUCGCCCAGAUCCCCGAUUUGGUUUUGACUCUAGACUACUUUGCACAGGCCAGAAAUUGCAUCCUUAAGCCACUCAAAGAAGCUACAGAGCCCCUGUCGAUGUUUAAGCUGCAACGCUCCACUCUGUUGGAGAAUACUAUCCGCGAUAAUGAACUGGAAGGCACAUUUCGUGGGAGGCGCGAUAAAGCUGUGUAUGUGCCGCAUUCCUACAGGGACCGCCAAAUUACGUUGAUUACCUCCUUAUUUGAAGCAAGUGGCUAUAUUGAAUAUGAAACCGUUGAGCAGCAUUAUGGCUACACCAAUCCAAAAGAUUUACUGUUGCGUUAUGAUAGCAACAUUCAGCUACUCGACUCAUGUGCAGUUACUCCAUCUAUGCUGAAAAAACUGCAAAACAAGAUUGAGAAUAUAUCGAGCGGAUAUACCGAUAUAUCGGAACACGUGCCGUUUGUUUUUACUGCUGGUGAUACUGCGUCACUUUUGGAUGUCAUCAUUGCUCGUGUAGCAAAGAAACAGCGCCCAAUAGUACUUGGAUCACGAUUUGUUACUACCACAGAGUAUCUAAAGUCUACGGUUACUGCAGCACAAUCCUAUCUUGAUCGCCGUGCACUACAAGAAAUUCAGAAUGAAAAGAAACAGCAUAGUAGCAAGGGCAAAAAGAAGUUAAAUGAUGAAAAAUCAAUGGCAAAGCUGACUGACGAGGAGAUUUACUAUUAUCUCGUGGAGGAGCAAAAUCUUAUUAGGGAUUUUGCAGGCUGUACUGUUCCCAUGGUGAAAAAGUCUAUGCAACAAGCAUUUUCCAAGGCUCUUCAGACGGUAUAUGUUGCACCGUCUUUGUUAUCAAAUGAUGGGUUAGCGGCUCCUAUUCGACGUGAAAGAGACAUCCUUCGUGAGCUUCGACGGAAAAUAUAUUAUACCAGAGAAUCGGUUUUGUUAUUUGAUGAUGAAUCUGCUAAGAAAAGCAUGGAGAAAUAUGUGGUCCGUCAAUUGGGUUUACAAUUCCUAUUUCACCUGAUGAUAUUAAACUAUCUCGAAAAUGGCGAAGAUCCAGGGGACCUAGCUAAUGCUACUGCAGAAGAUGUCAUGAAGGAGAAAAUAGCCGUAUUUUUAAAAGAGCAGCAGAAUGAUCACUACGGCAUUGCUGGACUAACCACAACUGUGCUCAAUGGAAAGAAAGCAGAUGAAUUAAUUUCGUUCCUGAAGGCGCCACCAGACUUCCUUGCAGCUGAUACGCUGGACGAGAAUGCCCAAAAGGAAUCAUACAAUGGCGUCACUGAGGCAUUGAUUGACCAAUUGGAGAAUACGCCGGUUUCCUUAGCAUCUGCACCUUCUGUUCUUCAUCUGACAAGCAUCCUUUGUUUUCAGUCUCUGUACCACCUGCCACUUUAUGUAUCUGGCAAACAUGUGCCCCAUAUCAUCAAGCAGAUUGCGUCUCGGAUGGAUCCUGGUGAAGGACGGAUGUUAGAAAGUGCUCAAAACAUGAUUAUGUCAAGUAGGAAAGAUCCGUCACUGUUUGACCCUGAACUACUGGACAAUGUGCAUAAUCUUGCUGUUAAAAAUAAAGUAAAAUAG
Molecule: messenger RNA, 2013 nt
Organism: Zychaea mexicana
Lineage: Eukaryota; Fungi; Mucoromycota; Mucoromycetes; Mucorales; Lichtheimiaceae
Exons: 12
Coding region: 1-2013 (670 amino acids)
Biological process (GO): regulation of proteasomal ubiquitin-dependent protein catabolic process; response to endoplasmic reticulum stress; protein K69-linked ufmylation
Cellular component (GO): endoplasmic reticulum membrane
Molecular function (GO): UFM1 ligase activity
Source: RefSeq, a predicted model, not a curated record